AUGUCAUCUACUCCUCCUUUCUCAAUACCUUCCGUCCAAGGCUUCGUCGCUCUCGCGCGCAAGGUUUAUCACCCCAUUGGUUUCAAGAGGGGUUACAACUUUACCCUGUUUGUCGUCACGGCGGGAGGGAUGAUGGGUUUCGCCCUUUCCCGCAUGAUAUAUUUCAACAUUGAUGGCGUGUUUUGCAACCCGGAUCACAAACAGCGCACCGUUCCAGGGGAGUGUUACUUCUAUCAGUCGGGUACGGGGAGGGCCGGCAUCGUAAUGCACCUCGCUGGCAUGAUUCCUGGUGGGUUUCUCGCCUGUCUGCAGUUUAUACCCGUCAUCCGACAAAAGGCCAUACUGUUCCAUCGCCUCAAUGGGUAUCUCGUCAUCCUCCUUAGCAUUGUUGGUAUCAUCGGUGUCUUGAUGGUUGCCCGUCGUGCCUUUGGGGGGGGCGUGAGCAUGCAGACGGCGAUGGGCACCAGUAGUAUCAUGUUUCUCGGCGCUCUGGGCCUCUCUUUCUACAACAUCAAGAAGCUCCAGAUAGAGCAGCAUCGUGCCUGGAUGAUGAGAGCCUGGGUCUACGCCGGCUUCAUCGUCACCAUGCGCAUCAUCGGCUUCCUGGCCGUCAUGAUUACGGCCGACUCAGACUACUACCAGGUCAAGCAGUGCGCCGUGCUAGAUUUCAUUUUCAGUCACAAUCAGACCAAGGUCAUCGAUCUCUACCCGGGCUGCGGCGGCUACUAUUCGGGCGAGAGCCCUGGUCUCAAUGUCAUCAUCCACAGCAACUAUCACGCCCACCAGCCCGCCGAGAUCGCGGCCGGUUUCACGUCCGUCUUCGAUGCCGGGUCUUGGCUGGCUCUGGUUAUCCACGCCGUCCUUGUCGAAUUAUAUCUCCAUCUGACUCCUGCGGAAUCCGAAUGUCUCCGCCGCAUCUCAUAUCAGCGCCAGCUCGAAGCAGGAAUGAAGAACGCCGGGAAUGCGGGUCUCACCGUCCAGAGAUUGGGAGACGCAGAGCCUUGGCUGCCACCGGCCGAGCUGCUGCAGUCAGAACACGGCAGAACACCAAGCUCCGACGAAAACAUGGGAGAGAAGGGCGUAGGCGCUGUAUGA
This is a messenger RNA of Colletotrichum graminicola M1.001, 1095 nucleotides long. RefSeq lists its product as uncharacterized. Lineage: Eukaryota; Fungi; Ascomycota; Sordariomycetes; Glomerellales; Glomerellaceae. The record is from RefSeq and is a predicted model, not a curated record. The coding region runs from base 1 to 1095 and encodes 364 amino acids. The transcript is spliced from 3 exons.